UGUUUGAAACAUUUAAGUACACAAUCAUAUAUACUACUUGCUUGCUUAUGGUAGGCGUAUGCAGGCAAAUUUAAUGUUUAAAUGUAAAAUUUAAAGUAAGCUUUUAUUUUGAAGGCGUGAUGAAGUUAAGCUCGCCCUGUUCCUGGAAGGAAGUGUUCCCCCUUCGGGACUGUUUUGUUGCAAUAAUAUGAAUAGAACUUCCUUAUAAUUUCAGCGGUUGCGUUUCCUUGCACACAUUCUUCUUUCCUAAAUCUACAAGGCAAAAAUUUAUAAGAAAAAAGGCGAUUUUAAGAUGGGAUACAUGACAGUAGAAGACCAGAGCUCCACCCUGCUCCACCUAAAGAGAUCCCCGGGGAUCCGUUCGUGGUCUCUUCUUGUUGGUAUAGCAUCUGUUGGCUUAACAGCUGCAUAUUACAGCUCAGACAGCAUCCCGUGGAAGCUCUUCUACGUGGCCGGCUGUCUGUUUGUGGCCAUGCAGAACAUGGAGGAAUGGGAGGAGGCUGUGUUUGAUAAAACCAAGAAUCUGAUUGAGCUUAAGACCUUCAGUUUAUACACUUUAGUCCUGACUCUGUGGAGGAAGGGCCAAGAAAAAGUUGUGCUGGAUCUGGACCAGCUGUGCGAUAUCUGCGUACAGGAGGAAAGGGUGCGUUAUUUGGGAAAAGGUUAUCUGCUGAUGCUGAAGCUGGCUGCAGGCUUCUCCUACCCCCUCACUCAGAGUGCCACGCUUGGGGGACGCAGUGAUGUGGAGGCAGUGGCUGCUCUGCUCAAGCGCUUCCUGGCACUGGAGGAACUGCAGAAACGUCGGCAGCAGGAGUAUGAGGCUGAGUACGGGGACGCAGAGGAUGAAGAUUCUCUAGACAAUAGCACCGACUCAGAUGAAGCAGACAAGCUGUGAUCUGCCUGAAGUGUAGUGUUACUCUAAUGUAAGGGAGAUUUAGUUAGGGGCAUUGCAGCAAUGCAGAGGCAUUACGGAGGGUGAGGUUUGUGCAAGGCCCUUAAUAUAUAGCAAACUCUAAGCAUGUGCAUGCAUGUGGAACAGCAGGGAAAAUAACCCCUUCCUUACAGUCUUCCUUGUUUGUAUUUUUACUGGUAAUACAACCAUUCAGUUAUAUGUUGUCCUGCAAAUGUUCACAAUUUAGGAAAUCUUGGAACAGACCUUUUUAAUUUCCCUUUUGUUACAUUCUAAGUGGAGUCUUCUUUAAGCGAGUAUUAUUUCAUCAUCUUUGAGCUAAUUACUGUUUGAGAGCACACUCCAGAUUACAGAUUUCCCGUGCCUUCCUACUGAAUUUGAGUGUUUGUGUAUGUGAGCCUCAGGAAAGUGCUUUUCCCACAGUUUUCUGGACCACCCCGCUCAUAAUUGUCUUUUUGCGUGUUUAUUUGAACCCAGUAGACAAUCCAGAUGAAUGCAUGUGCAAACUGUAAUUGAGCAUGAAGGAUCUUCUGAGCUUAGUCAAGGGUGAAUUAUGUGUCAAAUGCUUUGACGUCAUGCUUGUCUAUCUUGUAACCUUUACCUGUUGUUGUUGUUGGGUUUUUUUUUUUAAAGUGAACCAAAGACUGAAUCUCAGGAAAAGACUUUUGUGCUUUUGUCAAACUUUGUCUCAUUCCAAGUUCAAAUGUGUGCUGCUUUAAGGGAAUAAACACUUUGUUUUUUUUAAAAA
Molecule: messenger RNA, 1658 nt
Organism: Neolamprologus brichardi
Lineage: Eukaryota; Metazoa; Chordata; Actinopteri; Cichliformes; Cichlidae
Gene: cybc1
Product: cytochrome b-245 chaperone 1
Source: RefSeq, a predicted model, not a curated record